UUUUUAAGUUCAAUUUAUUAUUUGUUCAAAAUGUUGCUUCAUAUAUAUUUAAUAUCGUUUGUGGUUUUCAUUCUUGCGGUUGUCACAUCGCAGGAAGCGAAUGAUGUUGAAGAAUUUUGGAAACCUUCAUCAGCGAAAAAUUGGGAAAAUCUUUCCAAGGAAGAUUCUAGAACGCCAUUUGUUGGGGAUUUGAGAAGAUUAUCUAUGAAAGAUAAGGAAUCGUUAUCUGAGGAAUAUUGGCCGUCAUAUGAGGAAGAUAGAAAAUCGUCAUAUGAAGAAGAUAGGAAAUCGUCAUUCGAGGAAUAUGAUGAGCCGUCAUCUGACGAGAUCACUACAUCGAUUCCUCCUCAAGGUUCAAAUGAACAUGAUCCAAACCACGAACCAAUAUUUAAUAGAAAUCCAGGAUCUUUGGAAGAAGUUCCAUAUAUAGUAUCUAUCCGAGAUGUAUAUCAAAAUCAUACUUGUAAUGGAAUUCUAAUUUCUAAAUUUUGGGUAUUAACUGCAGCUCACUGUUUGGAUAAAUCAAAUUAUCCCCUGCAGACAAUUCAAUAUGGAGUGGAAGAUAUUUCUGGUGGAGAAAAUAUCGAUUUAGCGUCUGAAAAUAUUGAAUUUAUUAUUCAACAAUUCCAAUAUCGAAACUAUAAAAAAUAUUCGAAUAAAAGAAAACAGAACGUAUUAUUGAAUGACAUUGCUUUAUUACGGUUGGCUGGACCAGCAAAUAUUAAGGAAUUCGCAAAAUUAGCGAAUCCAAUGGAGCCAACUCCAGAAAAUGGGGAUGCAAGUUUGUUUGGAUUUAUAUCGACGGAAGAGGGUAUUCAAUCAACAAAAUUACUAGAAUCAAAUCUUAAUAUUAUUGAUUUGAAAGAUUGUGAAAAAAAAUUCAAAGGCCAUUGGUUAAAUCCAUUACUUUCAAAACCUGAUCAUAUAUGUGCAAGUGCAGAUAAAGCGCCAGAACAAUGCAAGGAUGAUUCUGGAAGUCCAUUAAUAAUUAAUGGGAAAGUUUUUGGUAUAGCAUCAGGAAGUGUAUAUUUUCAUGGAAAUGAACCUUGCUCUGUUGAAACACCCGGUAUAUAUACACGUAUUGCAACUUUCAGACCUUGGAUAAAACAACUGUCUGGCGUUUAAAAUGGGCGGCUU
Molecule: messenger RNA, 1137 nt
Organism: Chrysoperla carnea
Lineage: Eukaryota; Metazoa; Arthropoda; Insecta; Neuroptera; Chrysopidae
Product: trypsin iota-like
Exons: 7
Coding region: 31-1125 (364 amino acids)
Biological process (GO): proteolysis
Molecular function (GO): serine-type endopeptidase activity
Source: RefSeq, a predicted model, not a curated record